AUGAAAAGAGAUGAACAAUAUAUCCCUGAGCUACGGAAAGACUUUUUAGAAGAACCUACAGAACUGCAGGAUAUACCAUCUAAGCAAAUGCAGAUACAAAAUCCUCAGCCACUCCCUCAACUUCAAAAUCCAAAUCCAAAUCAAAGCCAGCACCUGCAUCAACAUCAGCAACUACUGCAGCAUCAAAAUCAACACCAACAUCUACAUCAGCUCCUGGAGAUUCCACAGCAACAGCAGCCAGACCAAAAUGUUCACCAACUAUACCAAUUUCAUCAACCAAUGCAGACGCAAAAUCAGCAACAGUACCACAUGCAACUUCCUCAGCAACAAGCUACACACAUACAACCAACACAAGUUUCGCCCCAACUACAACAACGACCACAUCCAAUGCAACAGCAACUUUCCCAAAACCAACCUUCUCAGCCGCUUUCAAUAAAUAUAUCAAAUCAUCAACUUCAACAACAGAUUUACCCAGAUAUCACUACAAUGAUAAACAAUAACCCAGAAAUAAUACCACCCUCCGUCCAAUCAACCUUCGUAGACCCCAAAAUUUGCCAAGUUUGUGGUAAACGGUCUAACGACAUGCUGAGACAUAUGAGAAUACAUGACACUAACCCUAGAUUCAGCUGCAAAUUUCCUUCGUCUUGGUGUAACUACAAAUCGAUUAACUAUAAACGAAGAUACGAAUUCAAGCGGCACUUGUUAUGUAAGCAUUUCAAAUUCGAUGUCCUAAAAAUGGGAAGAAAAAUGACGGUAAGCUCAGUCUUAGACCACAAGGGCAGGUGUCCCUGUGGGCUACAUAGCACGGCAAGGGUCUGGUUGGAUGAGCAUAUUCUACCGGGAGAUAAUAUAUCAUCUCCAUGUCCCUUAUUCAAAUUCUAG
Dujonia railenensis is the source of this 882-nucleotide messenger RNA. The record is from the annotation of a GenBank genome assembly. Lineage: Eukaryota; Fungi; Ascomycota; Pichiomycetes; Serinales; Debaryomycetaceae.